This is a messenger RNA of Penicillium arizonense, 2043 nucleotides long. RefSeq lists its product as uncharacterized. Gene Ontology annotation, cellular component: cytosol. Bases 1 to 2043 code for a protein of 680 amino acids. The transcript is spliced from 3 exons. Gene Ontology annotation, biological process: lipid metabolic process. Lineage: Eukaryota; Fungi; Ascomycota; Eurotiomycetes; Eurotiales; Aspergillaceae. The record is from RefSeq and is a predicted model, not a curated record. Gene Ontology annotation, molecular function: acetoacetate-CoA ligase activity.
AUGACUAAAUCAUCCAAUAUCAAGCCUAUUUGGCAGCCCAUUUUGCCACCAGACCAAAUCCCCAUGAACGUCUAUCGCGCCUAUAUCAACCAAAAGUUUAACCAGCGACUUGGCUCCUCUCAAGAAUUGCAUCAAUGGUCUGUUGACAAUUUGCAAGAUUUCUGGGUCGACCUUCAUGAUUAUACGGGGAUUAUUCCGUCGCUGCCUUCGACUGUGACAUCUGCUUUUGAUGAUAGCAUACCUAUGGAGAAUGUGCCUGAAUUUUUCCGUGGAGCAAGUGUCAACUAUGCGGAAAAUGUGGUCUCUGGUCGGGACUUGAGCAAGACUGCUCUUGUUGGAGUUCGUGAGGGUCAAGACCUAGGUGGGGAGGUUUGGACUUGGAGAUUGUUGAGGGAGAAUGUUCGAAAGGCAAGGAGCGCUCUCCUCCAACUUGGAAUCAAAGAAGGUGACCGUGUAGCUGCAAUUAUAUCCACGAGUGUUUGGUCGGUUGGCCUUUUCCUGGCGACAGCAAGCAUUGGAGCCAUUUGGACUAGCAUUGCACCGGAUUUGGGUGACGAAGUGAGCGAUGAUUCGAACGGCUGUAUAUCUCGAUUGCAACAAGUCACUCCUCGCAUCCUCUUCGCCGAUAGUGAGUCGACGUACAAAGGGAAGAUGCGAUCGAAUAUUGCCAAGAUUCAAAAUAUCUUCAAGGCUAUGAAUACAAAGCCACAGGUGUUCUUGAUUCCAAUCACUGGCGCUCAUGAGACAGCAUUUCCCAGCCUGGAAGACUUGCUCUCGAUUUCACGGCAGGAAGAUGAGCUCGGGUUCAAGAGAGUAUCUUACUCUCAUCCCCUUUACAUCCUUUAUACGAGUGGUACUACCGGCCAGCCAAAAUGCCUGGUACACAGCCACAGUGUCAUUCUACAGCACAAGAAGACAUCUGUGCUGCACAACUCUCUCACAUCCGACGAUGUCGUCUUCCAGUAUAGCAGUACCUCUUGGGUCUUAUGGAAUAUCAUGAUCGGUCAUCUCUCCGUUGGCCCAACUCUGAUUCUAUACGAUGGAUCGCCCUUGUGGCCCAGUGCAAAAGGGAUGGCGAAGAUUGCAGAGUACCACCGAGUCACUUACUGGGGCUGUUCACCUCGUUAUUUGCAAGAGCUUGAGAUGACUGGUUGCAUCCCGAAGGAUGAGUUUGACCUGUCCUCUCUCCGCAUGGUGCAAACAGGAGGCUCGCAUCUUGGUGAAGAUCAAUAUCACUGGUUUUACCGAGCAUUCCCGCCAACCGUUCACCUUACCAGUGUCACGGGAGGCACUGAUCUGGUCACUUCUUGGAUUGGAACCGACCCAGCUGGUCCGUUGUAUCCUGGGGAAAUCCAGUUGCCUAUGCUGGGGCAGGAUGUAGAUGUUGCUGAUCCGGUCACUGGAGAAUCAAUCAAACAUACUGGCAGACAUGGCGAGUUUGUCUGCCGCAAGCCAUUUCCAUCGAUGCCUGUCUUUUUCUGGGGUGAUAAUGAUGGAGCAAAAUAUAAGAGCACGUAUUUUGACAAGUUUGAGAACUGCUGGGCUCAGCAUGACUGGGCAAGUUAUAACCCGCAAACAAAGGGUUGGCAAAUCCAUGGGCGAAGCGACGGUGUCCUGAACCCGCAGGGUAUUCGAUUCGGAAGCUCUGAUAUAUACUCAGUCACUGAGUCCGCUCCUUUUAACUCGGUCAUCUCAGCGACCUUAUGCAUCGGUCGGAGAAGACCUCAUGAUUCCGAUGAAGUAGUCUUCUUGUUCGUCGUCAUGCAGCCCGGCAAGUCGUUCACCGGUCAACUCGCAGUCGAGUUGAAAGAUGCAAUUCGCAGAGGGUUGAGCAGUAAACACGUUCCUCGCUUCGUGGUUGGAGUGAAGGAAGUUCCCAUGACGGUGAAUGGUAAAAAGGUCGAGACCUUGGUUAAGCAGGUCAUCUCGUCUGGCCAACUGCCGAAGACUAUCAGCAGCACCGUGGCGAACCCAGGCUGUCUGGAUCAUUUCAGGCACUAUUAUGAUCUUGAGGUACAGAGUGGCGAUAGAGGCAAACUAUAG